Lactuca saligna is the source of this 411-nucleotide messenger RNA. The record is from the annotation of a GenBank genome assembly. Lineage: Eukaryota; Viridiplantae; Streptophyta; Magnoliopsida; Asterales; Asteraceae.
AUGAGUGCUCGUCGACAAGUUCGCAACGAACCACCUGUUCGCACUGAGGCUCCAUCUCCAAAUUGUGAGGUAACUCCACCUCUUAAUAAUUAUGUUCCUUCUCCACCUUCCUCACCGAAAAAAAUUGCUUCUAUCCUAAUCACCAUCGCACCCAUGCCACCACCAGUAUCAUCUCAACGAUCCACAACUAUUCCAGUCUCAAUCCCUAUUUUCACCGAGUCCACCAUUUCACAUCACACCUCUGCUACACCUGCAAGCUCAGUCCAUGUAUCUGAUAUGGGGGCUAACACUUUAGGUUUUUCAAGCCAUGUUACACCACCCAUAUCUCCCAUUUGCACUAAUGACUAUGAAAUGCGUUUCAUAGAUAAUGAAGAUGAUGAUUUGGACGGAUUCGCUUACAGUCCUUUUUAA